UAUGGAUUUGCCUGAAGAAUUGUCAAAAGAGACAGGGGAAUCCUCCUACCACUGUGAUAUCUGUAAAAAGUCAUUCUCUCUGAAAAGCAAGCUUACUACUCAUAAAUGUAUUAAUACAAGUAAGAUACCAGAGAAACGGUAUCAUUGUGAUAUCUGUGGUAAAUCAUACAAUGUAAAAAUUUACUUAACUGAACAUAGAUAUCUCCAUACAGGAGAGAAGCCACACAACUGUGAUAUCUGUGGUAAAUCAUUUGCUCGAAUACGUACGUUAAUUACUCACAAACAUCUCCAUACUGGAGAGAGACCUCACAGCUGUGAUAUCUGCGGUAAAUCAUUCUCUCUAAGAAACCACUUAGCUGAACACACACGUACUCAUACAGGUGAAAAACCUCAUCACUGUAAUAUCUGUGGUAAAUCAUUCUCUUUAAGUAGUCACUUAGCUGAGCACACACGUAUUCAUACAGGUGAAAAACCACAUCACUGUAAUAUCUGUGGAAAAUCAUUCUCUCAUGCUUAUCGCCUAACCCGACACAUACGUAGCCACACAGGAGAGAAACCACACAACUGUGAUAUCUGCGGUAAAUCAUUCUCUCGAUUACACACUUUAAUUACUCACACAUACUUCCAUACUGGAGAAAAACCAUAUCAAUGUGACAUCUGUGGUAAAUCAUUCUCUGAAAAAGGUAAUUUAACUAAACACAAAUACAUUCAUACAGGAGAGAAACCAUUCCAUUGUGAUGUCUGUGGGAAAUCGUUCUCUAGCAGUCAGGGUCUAACAAAGCAUACACGUCUUCAUACUGGUGAGAAACCAUAUCACUGCGAGAUCUGUGGUAAAUCAUUCACUCAAACAUGCCAAUUAACAUUACACAAAAGACGCAUGCAUACGGGAGAGAAACCCUAUCCCUGCGAUAUCUGUGGUAAGUCAUUCACUGUUGGAAGUGCAGUAACUGCUCACAAACGUAUUCAUACAGGGGAAAGGCCAUAUGACUGUGAUAUCUGUGGUAAAUCAUUCAUUGCUAGAAGUGGAUUAACUGUUCACAAGCGUAUUCAUACAGGAGAAAAACCAUAUCAGUGUGAUAUUUGUGUUAAGUCAUUCAGUGUUGCUAGUGAAUUAACUAAACACAAACGUACUCACACAGGAGAGAAACCAUAUCCCUGUGAUAUCUGUGGUAAAUCAUUCAGUGUUGCUAGUAGAUUAACUGCUCACAAACGUAUUCAUACAGGAGAAAGGCCAUAUCAUUGUAGUCUCUGUGGCCAAUCCUUCUCUCAAAAUUAUAGCUUAACUAGACACAUGCGCUUUCAUAUAGGUGAUAUGCUAUAUCCCUGUGAUAUCUGUGGUAAAUCGUUCUCAGAAAAACAUCACUUAACUAAACAUAAAUACACUCAUACAGGAGAGAAACCAUAUGAUUGUAACAUCUGUGGUAAGUCUUUCUCUCAGGCAGGUCAUUUAACUGUUCAUAGUCGUACUCACACAGGUGAGAAACCAUAUCACUGUGAGACGUGUGAUAAAUCAUUUUCUCAAACAUCACAUUUAGUAAUUCAUAGUCGUAUUCAUACAGGAGAUAGACCCUACAAGUGUGAAAUUUGUGGUAAAUCUUUCUCCCAAAAUAGUGAUUUAACUAAGCACAAACGCAUUCAUACAGGAGAAAAGCCAUAUCAGUGUAAUAUAUGUGGUAAAUCAUUCUGUUUAAGUACUGCUUUAAGUAGUCACAAAUACAUUCAUACAGGAGAAAAACCAUAUCACUGUGAUAUCUGUGGCAAAUCAUUUUCUCAAAAUUCUGCUUUAACCAAACACAAGUGUAUUUGUUCUAAUGAAAAAGUUUUAUAACAGUGAUAUCUGUAAUAAAUAACUCAUCAACUCAAAAACGUCCUUUGUGAAGUGAGUGACAAACGGACAGAUACAUCAGCACUCAAAAGUUGCCAGCAACAUGACAGCCUCUCUAGUGCUGGCUCCAAAGUAAAAGACAUCCAAUAUACUGUGAAAUUGAUGGUGAUAUGUAAGGCAGCCAGCCACAAAAACCAUAUUCCCUAAAGCAAACCAUACAUAUGACUUGUUUAAGACAUGAAGUAGAGCUUUUUUCAUUUUUGUUUUCACUUUGAUAGUAACAAACAUAUUCACACAAGUGUUGAAUCAAUUUAAUUACGAUAUCUGUGGUAAAUUAUUCUCUCAUGGAAAUACCUUAACUACUCACAGGUAUGAUUGUGCAGGUGAGAAACCAUUUCACUCCAAUAUCAGUGGCAAGUCAUUCUCGUAUGGAUAGAAAUAACUUAACUCAUCUGAAACAUUUUUACAAAAUAAAAACCAUGAUGCUUUUA
Molecule: messenger RNA, 2316 nt
Organism: Octopus bimaculoides (California two-spot octopus)
Lineage: Eukaryota; Metazoa; Mollusca; Cephalopoda; Octopoda; Octopodidae
Biological process (GO): regulation of gene expression
Cellular component (GO): nucleus
Source: RefSeq, a predicted model, not a curated record